Talaromyces amestolkiae is the source of this 795-nucleotide messenger RNA. RefSeq lists its product as uncharacterized. The record is from RefSeq and is a predicted model, not a curated record. NCBI's taxonomy places the organism in Eukaryota, Fungi, Ascomycota, Eurotiomycetes, Eurotiales, Trichocomaceae. Gene Ontology annotation, cellular component: Ino80 complex. Bases 1 to 795 code for a protein of 264 amino acids. Gene Ontology annotation, biological process: chromatin remodeling. The transcript has 2 exons.
AUGCCUACACCACCCAAAAACACCACACCACCCAGUCGGACCAUCGUCCUCAAGCUCUCGUCGACCGUCCUCAGCCGCUUUCCUCAUGAGAGUCCGGCCGUCGACGAAAAGGACGUCAAAAUCAAAGACGCCUCGUCGCCACCAUCUUCCAUCAGCGGAGAAGUAGUUCAAGCUUCCUCUUUCGACAAUGCUUCCGACGCAGCUUCGACGCCUGCUCCUGCAGCUACAGAAGGCGGGAAAGCGAAGAAGGGCAACGGUGGUAGUGCGAGGGGAACGAAGAGAGCUCUAGACAAGACUGGCGAUGCUCCCAAGGCGCCUCGAAGCAGGCCCAGUGCUGCCAGAAAGAAGCUGAAAUUGGAUGACAAAACUACCGACAGCACCAAACUCAUGCCUCCCGGCCACAAACUCGGUCCCAAAGCCAACCAAGGCGCCAUUAACGCCGGCCUCCGCGCCCUCGAUCGCACCGGCGCACCAUGCCGUAAAUGGGAACGCAAACCCUUCCAACUCAAGAGCUUCACCGGCGUCGUCUGGGGGUUGUCGAGCUGGCACACACCCAAGCCCCUUUCCCAAGAGCAAACACCUGGCGAUUCGAGUGGUGUCGAAGAAUCAAAUGGCGUUACGCCUGCUGCUGUCGCUGCUGUCAAUGGGGACAGUGAUAGUAUCAGCAAAGCGAACCUCAUGAGUAGUGCUGUGCCGAGCGAGAAGAGUAAUGCCGGCGAGGGAGAGGGCGACAUGUCGUCGCUGCCUCCUAGUACUGCACAGUCUCCGGCGCCUGUUAUUGCGAUGACUGCUUAG